Molecule: messenger RNA, 919 nt
Organism: Arachis ipaensis
Lineage: Eukaryota; Viridiplantae; Streptophyta; Magnoliopsida; Fabales; Fabaceae
Source: RefSeq, a predicted model, not a curated record
AUAGGAGUGUCAAGUGCAUCAUACAGAUUUAUAUUCAGAUAUACUAAUAUAAAAGAUGAUAUUUUCUGAUUUAUCAGCUCAAAAUCUUUGUACUUUGUUAUCUCAGGGAAUUUAAUGAAUCAAUUUCUAUAAUUAGCGAAGUGUGCUUCUUGAUGCAAUGUUCACUCUUGUCACUUGGGGGGUAGGUGAAGGACAGCCACAUCAGCCACAUCACACUUGAUGUCUAUAUGCCUUUUUACUUGACUAGCUACUCUUUUGCUCUGAUUUCAAACCUGCUAGAACCAACAGAAUGUGUCAGUAUUCUUGCAGUUUUUCCCCUCUAUUUUCUUGCAACACAGAUAAAGGAUUGGUUCACGUUGGUGGUGACGCCCACUAGGGAACUGGCGUUCCAGCUAGCAGAGCAGUUCCGCUUAACUGAGAUAAUUAGCGAUUCCAAACAGCCAUCUGAAUGGCAUCCAAAGAGCCACUGGUGAUCUCUAACAAGGACGCGAUGAGGAAAUGGUCAAGGACCAUGAUUUUAACAUUAAAAUUGUUGGUUCUGAAAUCACACGUGAGAAUGAUGGCAUUAUCCAUAAAUAAAUCUUUGUUAAAAGCUAAAUCAGCAGCAGCAGAUGGUCAGGUGCAUUGUGAGAAGUUGAGAAACUUAGUGGUCCAAUGUAUUACUAAGGCUGGUGGACAGAUUGAUUAUGCUGAGAUUGUUGAUCAAGAGAAUUUGGAAAAAGUGGAAUUUAUCAAUGGCAGCCCUGUUGUCUUGUGUGUUGCAGCAUGUUUGGGAAAGUGAGACUUAUAGACAACAUGGAAAUUAAUUUCAAAAUAGAUGUGAAAAAUUGAUAUAGUUAAGCUACCAUGUCUCAUCGUAGCUCUCAAGGAUUCGCCACUUGGUAAAUAGCUAAUGCACAAUGCAAUGAUACACCACCAA